Rhopalosiphum padi (bird cherry-oat aphid) is the source of this 1413-nucleotide messenger RNA. RefSeq lists its product as uncharacterized. Lineage: Eukaryota; Metazoa; Arthropoda; Insecta; Hemiptera; Aphididae. The transcript has 2 exons. Gene Ontology annotation, molecular function: nucleic acid binding. The record is from RefSeq and is a predicted model, not a curated record. The coding region runs from base 1 to 1413 and encodes 470 amino acids.
AUGAGUCAACAAGGUAGUGAUAACACGGCCAUUCAAGGGGGAACUGCAGAUUCACCAAAGAAAAGAAACCCCCGUGGAAAAUUUGUUGGCUCUGGUCAAAAAAUGAUGAUUGUCAAUUUGUAUAAAACCAAAAUGGCGCAACAAUCAACUGGACAUGGGCCAAAAUUGACGGCAAAAGAAGUCAUAAAAAAUAUAUCCGAAGAAAGUGGUGUCGGACAACGGACUGUGAGCGUUACUCUGUCAGAAUAUCGCAACAAAGGAAUUGUAACAUCACCAAACAAGACCAAAAUCAGACCGAAGGUAACAGAUAAAAUUGACGAGUUCAACCAAAAUGCUAUCAGGCAAAAAGUGCAUCAGUUUUGGCACAGCCGUGAAAUCCCGACUUUAAAUAAAAUGUUAACAGUAAUAAACGAAGAUGACAGUUUACCGAAUUUUUCAAAAAUGUCCUUGUACAGAAUUCUAAAACAUCUGAAUUUCGAGUAUGUUCGUAAGUCUCGGAAUAGCGCGUUAAUUGAACGUAAUGAUAUUGUCUGUUGGCGUCGAAGAUAUUUAGAAACUAUUAAACAUUACCGUCUGUUAGGUAGACCAAUCUAUUACUUAGAUGAGACAUGGGUAAAUGCAGGCGAAACUACUACACGAACAUGGGUGGACAAAACAGUCAAAUCGACAAGGGACGCAUUUCUUCGGGGCCUUUCAACUGGACAAAAGGAACCGUCUGGUAAGGGGAAGCGGCUCAUUGUUGUGCACAUCGGGUCAUCAGACGGCUUUGUUGCUGGCGGUUUCUUUUGCUUCGAGUCAAAAAAAAAUACCCAAGAUUACCAUGACGAAAUGAACGGUGCCAAUUUUUACGAGUGGUUCAACAAUAUUUUACCAUUAUUGAACGAAAAUGCUGUGAUCGUCAUGGAUAAUGCGUCUUAUCAUUCGGUGAAGAUGGAUCCAUGCCCUGUCAUAUCCUGGAAGAAGGUAGAUAUUAUCAACUGGCUCGAAAAUAAAGGUGAGAUAGUUGAUCACACAAAAGUCAAAGCUCAAUUAUUGGAACGUGUUCAAGAGUUAAAGCCACAGCACGAUCUAUAUGUAAUAGAUGAAUUAGCAAAGGCUGCCAAUAAAACUGUGUUACGUUUACCCCCAUAUCAUUGUGAAUUAAACCCUAUAGAGCUCGCGUGGGCAUCUGUAAAAAAUUAUGUCCGUACGAAUAAUACGACAAACAAAUUACAAGAUGUUCGUAAACUAUUGGAAGAAGGCGUAGAACAGGUUACUCCAGAUAUGUGGAAAAAUUUUGUUGCCCAUGUAAUAAAAGAAGAAGAUAAAUUUUGUCAAAUUGAUGUUAUAUCUGAUCAACUUCUGGACGAUGAACAAGGAUCACACGUCUUAACGAUUACAGGUGACACAAGUUCAGACUUCGAUUCCGAUUAA